Synchytrium microbalum is the source of this 1041-nucleotide messenger RNA. RefSeq lists its product as uncharacterized. Gene Ontology annotation, biological process: adenylate cyclase-modulating G protein-coupled receptor signaling pathway. The transcript is spliced from 8 exons. Gene Ontology annotation, cellular component: heterotrimeric G-protein complex. NCBI's taxonomy places the organism in Eukaryota, Fungi, Chytridiomycota, Chytridiomycetes, Synchytriales, Synchytriaceae. Gene Ontology annotation, molecular function: guanyl nucleotide binding; G-protein beta/gamma-subunit complex binding; G protein-coupled receptor binding. Bases 1 to 1041 code for a protein of 346 amino acids. The record is from RefSeq and is a predicted model, not a curated record.
AUGGGUUGUGCUGUCUCUGUCGAGAGUUUGGAAGCUGCAAAAAGGGAUAAGGAAAUCAAUGAUAUAAUCGAACGCUCCAAAGGUAAAUUCACAUUCCCAGCUUUUGAAAAAAGGUCUUUGAAAAAUCUGAAGUAUGCUAAUUAUGACACUUUCUAUUACCUAUCUCAUAAACCCUAUUUCUCUGAAAUUAUGACUACUACUAUCAUCGCUACCUAUUGCAUACCAAAAGAGCAGAAAAAACGUGAAGCUAAAGUGCUGCUUCUGGGUGCCGGAGAGGCUGGCAAAACGACUGUGCUGAAACAAAUGCGACUGCUGCAUACUCGGAAUGGUGAACCAACAUUCGGAGACACAGAAAGAAAGCAAUUAAAGCGUGUCAUUGCCGACAACAUGAUUGCAAACAUGCUCAACAUUUGUGAUGCUAUGGAGAAACUGUCGAUAGAAUACGGAAGUGAAGAAUGUAAACCCCACAGAACAACACUGGCCGAAUCCGUACAGAAAGGAGAAGGCCUCACCCCCACCAUAGUGCAAGUAAUCAAAUCUCUGUGGAAGGAUACUGGCGUACAAAUCUGUUACUCUCGUUCUAACGAAUACCAAUUACAUGACUCUGCGAAAUACUUUUUUGAUGCGCUGGACCGUGUCUCACCAACUUCAUUUAUACCCACCGACCAAGAUGUUCUUCAAUGUCGUAUAAAGACAACUGGUAUACAAGAACUGGUAUUCGAAGAAGAAAACCUGACACUAAAAGUAAUUGAUGUUGGUGGUCAACGAUCUGAGAGGCGGAAGUGGGUUUCCUGUUUCGAAGGAGUUACAGCCACUAUAUUUUUGGCUGCAGUAUCAGAAUACGAUCAAGUGUUGCAAGAGGAUGAAACACGGGUUGACUUGCUAGAGGCAAAGUACAAUGACAAGGGAAAUGAUUCCAUAGCAGUAUAUUGGCCCGACUACAAAGGAACAACGAUUGAAGCUGCAAUGACUUACUUCAAGACUAAAUUUGUGGAAGUCAAUCGCAAUGAGAACAAAAUGGUCAGUGUCGAUCGUGGUUGA